Chionomys nivalis (European snow vole) is the source of this 8412-nucleotide messenger RNA. It is a transcript of the gene Amigo1, whose product is annotated as adhesion molecule with Ig like domain 1. The transcript has 2 exons. NCBI's taxonomy places the organism in Eukaryota, Metazoa, Chordata, Mammalia, Rodentia, Cricetidae. The record is from RefSeq and is a predicted model, not a curated record. The coding region runs from base 401 to 1882 and encodes 493 amino acids. Gene Ontology annotation, molecular function: protein binding. Gene Ontology annotation, biological process: brain development.
UGCUCCCUCGGCUGGGAUCGCGGCGUCUCCCGCUCGCCGCACUGCUCCACGCCUGGCCGGUGGGUCCGGAGGCGGCAGUCGUGCGUGGGCUCGGGCGGACGGGCGCGGCGGUCGAGGCGAGGCGGCGGCGCGGGUGGACAGCGCGGAACCCAGCAAGUUCCUCAACGCAGGCGAUGUCGCCGGGCGCGGGCCCCUGCGUACGCCGGGCGCCGUGACAGGCCGGCCGGGGAGGCGCGGACGGGGGAGGCCGCGACGGAGCUCCCGGACUGGCCAUGGGCUGAGACGCAUCUUCGCAGAGCAGCCUGUAGUGAAAGUGACCCUUCCAUACUCCACCAGAACAUGCCGGGGUGAUUUCCUCCCAGAUCUUCCGGUGGCCUUCUUCGCUCUCCCCAGGGACACUAUGCAACCCCAGCGUGACCUGCGAGGCCUCUGGCUCCUGCUGCUCUCCUUAUUCCUGCUCCUCUUUGAGGUAGCCAGGGCUGGCCGAUCUGUGGUUAGCUGUCCCGCCAACUGCCUGUGCGCCAGCAACAUCCUCAGCUGCUCCAAGCAGCAGCUGCCCAAUGUACCCCAGUCCCUGCCCAGCUACACGGCACUUCUGGACCUCAGCCACAACAACUUGAGCCGGCUGCGGGCAGAGUGGACCCCCACCCGUCUGAUGAACCUGCACUCGCUGCUGCUGAGCCACAACCACCUGAACUUUAUCUCCUCCGAGGCCUUCAUCCCGGUACCCAACCUGCGGUACCUGGACCUCUCCUCCAACCAUCUUCACACGCUGGAUGAGUUCCUGUUCAGCGAUCUGCACGCCCUGGAAGUGCUGUUGCUCUACAACAACCGCAUCGGGGUGGUGGACAAGUAUGCCUUCGAGGACAUGGCCCAGCUGCAGAAACUCUACUUGAGCCAGAACCUGAUCACUCGCUUCCCUCUGGAACUGAUCAAGGAUGGAAACAAAUUACCCAAACUUAUGCUCUUGGAUCUGUCUUCCAACAAGCUGAAGAAGCUGCCGUUCACCGACCUGCAGAAGUUGCCAGCGUGGGUCAAGAACGGGCUGUACCUGCACAACAACCCCCUGGAGUGUGACUGCAAGCUCUACCAGCUCUUUUCGCACUGGCAGUACCGGCAGCUGAGUUCCGUGGUUGACUUCCAGGAGGAUCUAUACUGCAUGUAUUCCAAGGAGCUGCACAAUGUCUUUAGUCUGGAUUUCUUCAACUGCAGCGAGUACAAGGAGAGCGCCUGGGAGGCCCACCUGGGAGAUACCUUGACCAUCACGUGUGACACCAAACAACAAGGGAUGACCAAAGUGUGGGUGACGCCAAGCAAUGAACAGGUGCUAAACCAGGGGGCCAACGGCACAGUGACCGUGUCCGAGGAUGGCAGCCUUCAUUUUGAGAAGGUGCAGGCUGAGGAUGGUGGUGUGUACACCUGCUACGCCAUGGGGGAGACUUUCAACGAGACACUGUCCGUGGAGUUGAAAGUGUACAACUUCACCUUGCACGGACACCAUGACACCCUCAACACGGCCUAUACCACCCUGGUGGGCUGUAUCCUCAGUGUGGUUCUGGUUCUCAUAUACUUGUACCUCACCCCUUGCCGCUGUUGGUGCCGGGGUGUGGAGAAGCCUUCCAGCCAUCAAGGGGAUAGUCUCAGUUCUUCCAUGCUCAGUACCACACCCAACCAUGAUCCCAUGGCUGGUGGGGACAAAGAUGAUGGUUUUGACCGGCGGGUGGCCUUCCUGGAACCUGCUGGACCCGGGCAGGGUCAAAAUGGCAAACUCAAGCCUGGCAACACUCUGCCGGUGCCUGAGGCAACAGGCAAGGGCCAACGGAGGAUGUCAGAUCCUGAGUCGGUCAGCUCAGUUUUCUCUGAUACGCCCAUUGUGGUGUGAGCAGGAUAGGUUGGUGGGGAGGUUCUGCCCCAGGAGAGGUCGUGUUACCCCUGAGGGAUAGGAGGGGAUGGAAGAGAGGGCUGGCUGCCCAAGGGAGUGGGUUCUUCCUGACCACCAGGGAAUUGGUCAUGGGCACAAGAGCAGGCAAGACCCCAGUGACCGUGUGGAUGCCGUGAGUUUCACAUACGGAUAUAUUAAUCCUCAGGCAGACACCACACCCCUACCCAAAGCCUUGGCUAUUCUCAGUGUGGUAGAGGAGGAGGGACGCGUCUGAGUCGGAUGGGAAUGAAGAAAGGGGUGAGGGGAAGAGCAGAUUCCCUAAACUUUUUUGAGGUCAUCCCUAGCUCCUUAAGAGAAAACCAUUUGAAAAACAAAUUUUUUUUCUGUCUCUGCCCACCCACACCUGUGAAGUUGUGUGUGUUGGGGGAGCUUCCACAGGAGCCAUGCUGGGAUGCUGCGGUAUCUUCUCUGGUCAGGAAGUCACAUUCAGAGCUAGUGGGGGUUGGAAACCUUUGGAAAAUGAGUCAGGGAAAGAUGGAGGCCUGGAUCUAUAGCACCGCCUAAAGCUGCUGUGAGACUCCUCGCGAAAGCCGUCCUCUUUCCCUGGGAGUCCUGAGUAGGUGGAUUUUUGCAGGAGUCUGGCCUCUUGCCUGUUAGUCAUGGCAGCAAUAUGGAAUGUGGUAUCUACGCCUUGUCCCAGGGCAAGUGGCACAGAUAGGUACAGAAUGAAUUAAGGGGUUCCUGUCAUAGCAUAAAAUUUGUAGAUAGGACAUAAAUUCCAGGUAAGCGAACUUCCUGGCUGGGGGAAAGCUUUGAUUAGUAUGUGACUCCCAGUGUAUGUCUGUUGGGACCACAGUAGGGGAUGCUGAAGGCAGAGCAUUGUGGAAACCUGCUGCCAGUGUGGCCUAAGGGCCACUCUCCCUGACAGGAUGAGGAAAACCAGCCUCUUCGAUGUAGCAGCCAGCCAGACCUACCUGAUUUUCUGUGCGUGCCCUCUCUUCAGUCAACCUUCUAAUCAACUCAGGUGGGGUUCUGAGCCUUCUACGUUAUGCUGCUCCACAGAGGGAGGAGUCCAGUAAAGUCUGGUCCUGCUCAGUUAGACAAGGUCUGGAGUUAGACAGGGCCCAGCAUUUAUGUCUCGCUGCCGAUAAGGCUGCCUCCCUCCUGUUGCAGAGCCGAAGUGUGGGAUUUUAUUAUCUGCAGGUUAGAACCUAGUCGUGUUUGUCCCAGAAUGGCGCUACAGAGUGUGACUUAGAGGCCUGCCCUCCACACCAGUCUUGCAAUAGAGGUGUAAGGGGCACAAAACUUUGAAAAGGAAGUUCCCCCAAACCAUCCUUCUCAGUUGUGGGGGUGGGGAUCAGUGCAGUUGUGGCUGUCAGAGAGAGACUUAAAAACAAACCCAGCCUUAGCUUCCAUCCAGGCUUGCAAAAUGCUUUGGGUACAAAGAUGACUAUGCCCAGCACCCUUUGACCAUCCUGCAAGCCCCAGAGCUUUGGAAGGGGGGUGAGCAGGGCAGAGGUGAAAGUGUUGCCCAGCGUUGGUCUUUUUCAGUGUCUUUCCUUUCCCUUGUUUCCUGUAGUUGGAAGUUGUCCAGGUCCUCCAGUUUCCUGACCUGCUUUUGAGGUUCUAAGAGGUGUUGUUUACCUAUGGUGUGGGCUGCUUAGUGCCAGGAGGGCCUGCCAGGCUGCCUAUAAGGACCGGGGAAGAGAAACCGAAGUAAACAUUGUCCCCCAUCUGCUCCUGGGAUCUCAAGGCUGCUGUCCAUCCUUUAUUAGUAACCUAGUUUUGUCAAGAGAGAGGUGCAGCGAUUUCCCCUUAAGUAGUUGCAUGCUCGUAGGUCUGCAUGCUCGUAGGUCUGCAUGCACACCAGCACCUUGACCUCCACCAGGACAGUGAGUCUGUGGCCCCCUCUAGAAUGGCCUCCACCCAUGUGCACAACUUCUCGCGCACAAGUUUCUUGCACUGUAGGAGAGACGGUGACCAUGCCAGGCUUCUCCACUGCACAAGAGUGUCCUUUAAUUUCUGAACACCCUGAAGUUUACCCAUAUCUCCAUGGCUCUAAAUAACUCCUCUGCAGAGGUCAGAGUUAGGGGAACCACACGUUGAAGCCUUUGGGAGAAGGGGUGGGGAGGCCUCAGCUUUCGUCAGACUCUUCAGACACCUUCCUUAAAGACUACACAUAUAUGAGACAGGAAGCUAGAACCAGAGCAGUGAAGGACCCCAAAGGAUGCUGGUCAUGGCUAAGCAGCUCUGAGUUGUUCUUCCUUUGUUACCUGUCCUGAUAGACAAGGGUUGGAGAGGAAUGCUGUCUGGUUGUGUUCCAAAGACUAAUGGGGACUUUGUCACCAGAGGUCCAAGAACCAGACCUCUGAUCUCAGACUCAUCAGGAAAUGGGAAAAUGUCUUGUUUGGCAGCUUCCUCUCUUGAUACCAUCUGGGAUGUGAAACUAUUUCUGAUGGAGGUCAAAUGAAAUUUUCCUUUGGGGGCAUUCCAGCUGAGCUCCUGAGGGCCAGGAGAGCCAUUGUCUUUGUAAGUCCUACUCUGUAGCCCCAACUCUCCCUACUACACCGGCUAACUUGGGCCCUAGGUCAAAACACCUGGAGGACAUGUCUGGACACCACCAGGACAUUUAACUGACUGGUCUCUUGUGGUUUCAGUUCACUCCUUGUAGGGGGUAUGUAUGUGUAUCUGUAUCCCACAUGUAUGAUCCCAUUAAACCUCGGAAAGAAAGCCACCAAGUGUAGACACAAGAAAGGCUGACCUUCACCCCACGUGCACCCACAAACUUUGUCUCCCAGGAAGGAGAUGCAGGUGUCUCUGGAGACGGUGUCAUAAGGCUCUACAGUCUGUGAUCUUUUUCUUUACUGAAUGUAUGGGGCCCCUGGAAGAGGCCAGGAAAGGGUAGACCCAUCUGGGGAGAAAGCCAACUUUCCGGUUUUGUGUGUGUUCUUGCCUCUGUAAUUCCUCUCUCCUCUGUCUAGGACUCUUCCCCCACUGUGUAUACCAGGCUGGCAAACCUUGGAGCCGACAGGCUCUGUAACUAGACAGUGACCAUUAAACCUGGCUUGAGUCUCUGCUCUGGCAGUUUGUGGAUGGUUUAUUUAUCUUAGCCUGUGGGCGGGAGCAGCACACUUCAAAAGGGCGUGACAUAUCUAAAGAGAAUCUUCUAAGUGUUGCUGUCUGCAUCGUCUAGAAAUUAAAUGUAAAAUAGGUGUCAUCCAAGCGUUAAGAUAGACAAGAGAAUGGCAGACUUUUUUUUAUAGGCCAGACAGUAAAUAUUUUGUGCUUUAGAGGCUCCACCAUUUACUAAGCCUCAACUGCACGGCUCUAGCAGACAAAUGUGCACAAACAGUAAGUAGAUGAACGGCCGUGGUUCUGUCCCAGUGUAGUGAUCUGUUAGAGUAACCCCAAGACAGAGUGACUUAUGAGGAAAAAAGGUGUACUUAGCUUACAAUUUGGAGGAUCAAAGCCCAAGAUCUGGGGUCGUCUUUGUUGUGCAUGUCAGGAGGGCCUCAUGGUGUAUGACAUCACAGUAAUGGGAGGGCAUGCAGAAGAGAUCACGUGCUGAGGCAGGAGGCAAGAGAGAUUCAGGGGUCUGGUUUGCUCUUCUUAUAACAGCUUGCUCUUGUAAGAACCAGCCAGGGUCCUAUGAACUACAGUAAUGUCUUCUAAGGGGGAUGCCCCCAGUGACCUAAUUAUCUCACUAGACCCUCUGUCGUAAAGGUUUCACCUUUCGGGGCUAUACCACCCUGGGGUCCAAGCAUCUAGGACAUGAAUCUUUCAGGUACUCAUUCAAAUUGCUGCCAAAAUAUAACAUCCAGUGAAAUUUUACUUGUGGGCAUUAAAAUGUUAACGUCUUUUGAAUUUGUUUCAACAAGUUAAAAAGAAGUCAAAGUUACCAGUCUUACAGACCACACAAAAACCAGGCAGGGGUUCUGCCCCACAGUCAGAGAGCCUCAGAAGCGGUGUCCCAGUGCCCGAGCAAGCGAGAGUGCACAUACCCUGGGCUAGGGCUAGUACAUAUGACGAUUGUCUAAAUGCCCAAGGAGACAAAAAAGAAUUCUGCAAGGCAGAAGCUGAUAAAUGCCCAAGGAGGAGGUUGCUUCCCUGCAGGCUUCUCUUAAAAGGCCAGAUCAAGCUUCCUAAUUGGUACAAUGGCAAAAUGCUCAGGUUGGGUGGUGGCUUUUUUUUUUUUUUUUUAACGAUGGGAAACAGCUCGCUUUCAUAAAAUUUUGAUUAUUACCAGGAUAUUUUCAUCUUGGGCUAAAAGCAUAUUCAUCUAAUGGGUAUGUUAAUACUCAAUGACUGCUUCACGAGCAGUAAGUAUUCUGCAGAAUAGAAAAAGAAAAGAUGGAACUUUUACUUUUUCUUAUAGACAUACCCUGUUAGAAACUGAACUGGAUUAUACUCUGACUAGGCCUCUUGGGGCUUCUGUAAGGGACUCUUCUGGUAGAUCCCAAAAGGGUGAGGUCUAGGCCCUUACCACCCUACACGUGCUGGAUCUCAGCUGAUCUUAGAAGCUAAGUAGGGUCAGUCCUGGUUUGUACUUGGAUGGGAGACCAGAGAGGGAGAAGAGAUAUAAUCACCCUAACCUCUUCUAUGUAUGAAAUUGAACCACUGCAGCCCUCUUCUGUCUGGGAAGUUGUCUUUCUCACUUUGGGAGGAACACUGCCAGUCCCAUCAAGUCAGUAAGUGAAAUACAGAUGCUGAGGUCAGAGCUCUCCCAUAGUCCACCUCUGUGUAUUCUGUUUUACAAAGUUGCCUUUGUUCUGGCUGAGCCCCUGGAUGAUAGGACCGUGCUGGUCGAGAGCAGGCUGGGAAGACUGACUGCGUUCUCCUUAUCCCCUUACGUUUUCUGAGCUCUCUCGCCUUCCAAACCUGUAUCUCUUCUGCUUUUUCUGCUCAUCCCACUGCUAAGCUCCAAGCUCUCUGGAUCGUGGUUAGGAUAUGCAGUUUGUCGGGUCUUGCAAGACUUUGCCUCAUCCCCUCAGACAGCACUUCAGGGGGAACAGAGAAGACUGAUGGGCCGGAAUGAGAGUCCAGUACAUGGGCUAGCCUAGUCUUUCAACUCCUCCCCUUUCUGUAUUUGUACCACUUAUCUUGUCUCCUAGGCAACCAAUGGUGAUGCUGUACUUUCCCCACCCACAUGGCAAAAAAAGCUCAGGCCCUGCAGUAAGGACAGUUGGCUUUUUUGGUCAGGCCCCAGGGAGUCUGUGCUUGCUGCUUCCUCUCCCAGGGCUUUGAAAGAGAAGGCUAAAACUGUCAGUCAGGCCCUUUCAUCAGGCUCAGACACUGACGGGCAGAAGAUAUCAAAUGGCCAAGAUCCUUAGAAGUGUCCUGAGGCCUUCCCUUCCGGUGUGUGCCAGCCUGAUUACUGUCCCUGGAGCACAGAGGACACAGGACUAUGGCCUGAGCGCCAUCCUUCAGUGAUCCAGGAGACACAGUCCUGCUAGGCGACGUGGGCACUGGCAUAGAUAAGGUGAUGUGCACCGGGGCAAGAGGGGACUGGAGCCAGGCAGUGCUGUGCACUUCUUUCCCCUCAGGCCCACGGCUCCCUCACUUGGUUUGGUUUACCUUAGGUGUGGGUCUCAGCAUCACUCCAAGGCCACACUGCUAGAUAACUGAGAACCUAUUCCAAAGACAGGGUGCCAGCAGCCACUCCUGUCACCAGCGACACAAAACCAACCCCCAGAUACCAUAGACUAGCCUGAAAUGGUCCUUCAUCUGCUUCAAGAUGGACCAAAAGCCUCGUUGGGAAAUUCUGACGGUUGCUGGCUGAUUAAUAAUGGACGGCUGUUCUCUGAGCACAUCUGUGACUAGCAAGCUUUCUGGGAUAAGGCGGUCUCAUCAGAGUUCAUUUAUUUGUGUGAGCCCUGACCAGUGCUGCCAAUCCACUUCCAACCCUCCCUCCAGGGCAGUUCUGGGGGGCCCUGACCUCCCACCUUGAGCUUCUUUGUGCCAUUUUGGCAAGAAUGGCUAAGGCUAGACUAGUGUUUCAUUCCUGGAUCCCAGGGUAGAAAAACAAUUAAGAUAAAAAAGACAAAUGUUCAAGCCUGCGUGCUACUGUUGGUUCUACUUGCCUUCCUCUACUCUGGGCCAAAUGCUGCUUGCCCUCAGACAAAUGGAAUGGGAAGUGUCCUUCCUCUUAACUGAAAGUUUACAUAGAACUGCUUCGUGUGUGCAUUGUGUGUGUAUGUGUGUGUGCAUAUGCGCACGUGUGUAUGAGUGCUUGUGUGAUAAUUCCAGCAAAGCAUUUUCAGGAGAGGAGACUAUGGUCUUACUCCAAGAGCCUAAGACAGGAAAGGGAACCUUAAGCUGUGGACCCCUGAAAGCCAGAAGACAUGUGCCUCACAGUACCACAUCCCCAGUCCUUAGAGCAUAGGCCUGAUGCUGUAGGACACUGCUUGUUCAUUUCCCCGCUGCCCAGACUCCCGGAAUAACCACACAGAAACUGCGUCAACUAACAGCAUACAGAGGGGAACCCACAUCAGCCUGAGGCUACAGAGGGGAAACCGGCAGGGUACUGUGCA